CCGUAUGUCUAGAGUCGCAUAACCAAAGACUAGCGUGGGAUCGGUCCGUACUGCCGCCGCUGCCUGCUUGCGCCUGCCUCAUCUGGAAUAGCACGGAAAACCGUUAUUUCUUUCUCUACAUCUUGAAGCGGCCAAUUUGAGGGGGUAUUCCCACUUGGCCAUUCUUGAUUUUGGGACGUUUUUUACUGUGUCAUAAUAGACGACAGUUCAGACUGCAAUUAGCAGUAGCACCUCCAAAAUUGUAUAAGGCAUCAUGGGAAAACAGAACAGCAAACUGACACCGGAGGUGAUGGAGGACCUUGUGAAGAGCACAGAGUUUAACGAACAUGAGCUCAAGCAGUGGUACAAAGGCUUCCUCAAAGACUGUCCCAGUGGAAGGCUGAACCUGGACGAGUUCCAACAGCUCUAUGUUAAGUUCUUCCCAUACGGUGAUGCAUCAAAGUUUGCACAGCAUGCAUUUAGGACCUUCGACAAGAACAGUGACGGCACCAUUGACUUCCGAGAGUUCAUCUGUGCCCUGUCUAUCACAUCGCGUGGCAGCUUUGAGCAGAAACUUAACUGGGCCUUCAACAUGUAUGACCUCGAUGGUGAUGGCAAGAUUACCAGAGUGGAGAUGUUGGAGAUCAUAGAGGCCAUUUACAAAAUGGUGGGCACUGUGAUCAUGAUGAAGAUGAACGAGGAUGGCCUGACACCAGAGCAGAGGGUGGACAGGAUCUUCAGCAAGAUGGAUAAGAACAACGACGACCAGAUCUCAUUGGAUGAGUUUAAAGAGGCGGCCAAAAGCGAUCCGUCCAUCGUGCUUCUCUUGCAGUGCGAUAUGCAGAAGUGAGGAGGAGGGGCUUGUCUGUAUAACAGCAGACCUGUACACUUUCUUUGGACAGGCAGCACAUGUUUUAAUGUCUCGUUAAGUUCUUCUUCUUCUCAGCCAUUUCCACAGGAAAAAAAUUAUGCUUGGACAAUUUUUCAAUGGACUUGCUUCUUGUGGUUGUAUGCAUGAGAAUGUCAAAUAGCUGCAUAAUUUGGAAUAUUAUAUUACACGAUAUCAUGACACAUUUAUGUUUUUAUCAAACCUAACCUGCCAAUGUGAAUUGUGCACAAGUAAUCCUAUUCCAUUUACCCAUUCACUUUUAGGCUAGCUUGUAUAUCAGUGAAGCGCUGUACACUUAAUUAUUCAGUUCCUGCAGUAUUUAGAUGAUCCAUGUCCACUGCUGCAGCUAGCUGCUAUUGCUAAUACUUAACAUGCUGAACAAUAAUUCCUACAAUAAUUGUAACUUGUCUCUAUAAUAUCCAAACUUAUUGAACUUUUGGGAAAAAAAUAGAGAUUCUUUGUUGGUUCCAGAUAAGGUGUUCUAUUUCUGACUAACAGGAGCUAACAUGUAGGUUCUAAUCUUUGCAUGCAUGUGUCGUGUUCAGACUCUAUAAUCUAACCUCUUUUUACGUUUUUGCAUCAAGAGGGGUAUUCAAGAAGAAGCCCUGCGAAAAGCGUUUGGUAUUGUUGCAUGGGAUGUACAGUAGUGAUUCACCAGACCAUUAGAAUAUUAACCUCCUGUGGGAGCAUGUUGCCCUCCUUAUUAAUAACAUAACCUGUGUGUAAUUAAAUGUGCCACUUGAGUUCUUGAAUGACAGCAAUUACGAGUCCUGGAUAUAACCUCUCACAGGGAGAUGGUUCUGAAAGUUGAGUAUGGAAUUAAAGUUUUUAAAAACUAUAGAAUAGAUAUGCUGAUAAUGAUAUACUAUCUAACCCAUUUAAUAGUAUUCUAUUCUUCCGUUGCCAUCAAUCAGCACCAGGCCAAUGCUUCUCUGUCUUCAGCGAUAUCAACCACCCAUCAUCCUUAGCAUUGCUGGAUACAUUAUACGGCAUGAUAAUUCAAAAUUGGUUGGGUUUCUCAGCCUGUACGUUUGCCCAUUCUAUUUACACUAGAAAGUAAAAUCAUACAUACCAAUAUGUUUACAGUAACACAGAGAACUGCAGCAAUGUAACAAUCUUGGCUUUCAGGGAUGGUGUCUGGUGCUUGAGAAAUAAGCACUUAUUUAAAGAGUCAGUUAAGAAAAGCCUAAAAUGAGUUUACUGGACAUACUGCAUUCUUACCAAUGGUACUUUUAUAAAAUAAAUACUUUUUAUUCAAGAUUUCAUCUUCUAGUCGCUUAGUCAAUGUAAGUUUACAAUGGUCUGUGAUGAUGCAGAAUCCUGCUCAAGAUACAAGAAGUGCUAGAAGAAAACAAAGCGUAGAAAAAUAAAAGAUAGUAGUCCUGUUUCAAAUAUUCACCUAUAUGGAUUACAGAUGGAGUGAGGUGUACUUUUCCUUGAACAUAGUAGACCUAUGUACCAUUUCAAAGCUAUGCAGGCAUGUACUUGCAAACAUUCUACGUACUAUACUAGUGGAAGUUGGCACCGUUAUUCACCAAUCUGGAUACGUCAUCAUGUAGAUUUCACUGUAAAAUAUAUAUAUAAAAAAAGAGGGAACAGAAUAUGUCGUUUUAAUGCACAACUGUAAGUCACUCGUCUGAAAUAGUAUUGGGAGUUUGCUCAUGAAUAAUUUCACAACAUUUUUGUUUGAGUGUUUAUUGUGCAAACUGUCAAUCCUAUUCUAGCUGGACACCUUACAAUUAUACAUUUAACUAGACUUUUCUUUUUUCCACAGUGUUUAAUUCAUUGUUUAUUAUUAUUAGUCUAUACUAUUAUUUGUACAGGAUGAUCCAAACUUCAUAUUAACAAUGUUUGUCAAGUAAAUGUUUAUACAAAAUAUGAAAAUAUCAAAUUCAAAAGAUAAGUGACUGUAUUUUGUUAUUCUUUUUUUAUAUAUAUACAUGUGGCAUGUGUUGCACCCAAAAUUAAAUGGUUACAUUCUCUAUGUAGUACUAAUUAAACUCAAUAAAAACAUCAAUGGGCUUUUUCAAAA
Messenger RNA from Esox lucius (northern pike), 2900 nucleotides. RefSeq names its product visinin-like 1b (gene vsnl1b). The transcript has 4 exons. Lineage: Eukaryota; Metazoa; Chordata; Actinopteri; Esociformes; Esocidae. Bases 254 to 829 code for a protein of 191 amino acids. Gene Ontology annotation, molecular function: calcium ion binding. The record is from RefSeq and is a predicted model, not a curated record.